AUGUCGACCGAAUCUACACAGUCGCAGGCAUGCUGCAACACACCUGCGGUGGUCAGUAAAGGCUACCAGCCAAAGGGUGAUUAUAUUGAGGUAGACGGAUUGAAGACCUACCAGACCGGUCCCAAGGACGCAAAACAAGGAAUUCUAGUCGUCUACGACAUUUUCGGAUUCUUUAAUCAAACACUGCAAGGCGCUGAUAUCCUGGCUUACACCGACAGCCAGAAGUACCAAGUUUUCAUGCCUGAUUUCUUCGAGGGCAACCCAGCCGACAUCUCCUGGAUGCCGCCAGAUACCAAGGAGAAGGAGCAAAAGAUGGGGGAGUUCUUCAAGUCGCAAGCUGCGCCUCCGAAGACACUGCCGCGCAUUCCGAAGAUUGUCGACGAGCUCAGCCAGAAGAACGGCAUUGAGAAGUGGGCUAUCAUUGGCUUCUGCUGGGGCGGAAAGAUUGUCAAUUUGUCGUCCAUGGAAGGCACAAAGUUCAAGGUCGCCGCUGCGUGCCACCCCGCCAUGGUUGCUGGCGACGACGCUCCCGGCAUCAAGAUCCCCUACAUCAUGCUUCCUUCGGGCGAUGAGCCUAAAGACGAUGUUAAGAAGUGGGAGGAGGGUAUCAAGGUUCCUCACGUUGUAGAAUGGUUCCCAGACCAGAUUCACGGCUGGAUGGCGGCACGCAGUGACCUUGAGCAGGAGAAGGUUAAGAAAGAGUAUGAGCGUGGGUAUAAGAUGGUGUUGGACUUCUUCCACAAGCACAUGUGGAACGGCGGUUUAAAGGCCGAGGGCACGUCGGCAAUUGAUCACGUUGUGGACGAACAUGUCGCAGAUUAUCUAGGAGCAUUGGGCGUACUUCGGCUUACUUUUGUCGCGACUUAUCCUUUCGCACCCGUAGCAGGCGCAAUUGCAGGCGUUACCGCAGCUGCCGCCUACAUCGACGCCAAAUACCACAUCACCAAAGACCUCAAGAGCCAACGCGUCCUGAAGGCGGCCGCGCGCGACCUCGAGAGAAAUGCACAAGGCAAGGGCCAGUCUCUGUGGUACCAAUUCGAAGCCCAAGUCCGCCGCCUGCCCUCGACCGAAGAAUGCAUCUGGUCUCGCACCGGCUGCUACACAUGGGCCGAAACCUACGCCAAUGCCUGCCGAUAUGGCCAAUACCUCCGCCAAAAUGGCCUUGUCCCCGGUCAGCUCUUCGCCAUGUACAUGAUGAACCGCCCCGAAUUCGUGUUCGCACAUCUCGGUAGCUGGAGCGUAGGAAGCGCGCCAGCGUGGAUCAACUACAACCUCGCAGGCGAUGCGCUGGUGCACUGUUUGAAAGUGAGUGGCGCCAAGGUGCUGCUUGUGGACGAGGAUCAAGAGUGCAGAGAUCGUAUCGAAGCUGUGAGAGAGAGGCUGGAAAACGAACUGGGCAUGACUGUCCUGGUCCUCGACACGGCUCUGAAGGGAGAGAUAUCCAGGCUGGAACCCGCGAGGCCCGAGGAUGAGCUUCGGGUGGGCAUGAAGGGGAAGUUCCCCCUCUUCCUGUUCUAUACAAGUGGCACAACUGGACACCCAAAAGCUUGUCCUUUCGAAACCCAGAGAGCAGUCGGUUUGACUCAACGUGUAGGUGCAAUGGGGCUCAAGUCCGGGCCCAACGGCGACAGAUGGUAUGUCUGCAUGCCUCUAUAUCACGGCACCGGAGGCACUACAGCACUCGUCUGCAUGGUUACCGGUCUCACAUGCUGUAUCGGAACCAAGUUCUCGACAUCCAGGUUCUGGACCGACGUACGUGAUUCGAGAUCUACCGCCAUCGUCUAUGUAGGAGAGACCGCUCGCUACCUUCUCAACGCCCCUCCAACCGAUCUGGAUCGGAAGCACAAUGUCAGAGCCAUGUUCGGAAAUGGCCUUCGCCCUGACGUAUGGCAGCGGUUUGUUGACCGCUUCGGCAUCGAGGUCGUUGGUGAAUUCUUCAACAGCACAGAAGGCGUCAUGGCGCUGUUCAACGGUUCUCGUGGACCCUUUACCGCCACAUCAGUCGGCCACCAGGGUAUCAUCGAUCGCUGGCGAACCCACAAUACCUACGUCCCCGUUGAAGUCGAUAUCGUGACAGGAGAUCUCCUCCGUGAUCCCAAGACCGGCUUCUGCAAACGAAAGGCCUACGAGGAGGGAAGUGAGAUUCUCGUCCAGAUGCCAAGCGAGCAAGCUUUUGUCGGCUACUGGAACAACCCCGAUGCCACAGAGAAACGCUUCGAGCGCAAUGUCUUCAAGAAAGGCGACCUCUAUUACCGCACUGGCGACGCACUCCGCCGCGACGCUGAUGGCCGUUGGUUCUUCAUGGACCGCCUCGGUGACACCUUUCGCUGGAAAUCUGAGAACGUCAGUACAGCAGAAGUCAGCGAAGCACUUGGCUCCUUCCCAGGAAUUCAAGAGGCAAACGUUUAUGGUGUCGAAGUGCCUGGCUUUGAUGGUCGAGCAGGCUGUGCAGCCAUUUACAUCGAUCCUGCUCAUCUAGACUCCUUCAAUUUCAACGCGCUGCUUGCGCAUGCGAAGACGAAGCUGCCAAAGUACGCAGUACCUGUGUUUUUGAGGGUCCAGAAACAACAAACGACAAUGCAUAACAACAAGCAGAACAAGGUUCCAUUGAGGAACGAUGGCAUCGAUUUGAGGAAGCUUAUGGAAAGGGCGGACAAGGAAGCCAAGGAGCAAGGGAAAGAAGAGGUAGAGUACGACACCAUGUACUGGCACCCUGCUGCUCUUGGAUCUGGCAAGGGCAAGACUAGUAGCGACGACGGCUAUGUUGUUUUUACCAUGGCGGACUGGGAUUUGCUUAAAGGAAGCGUGGAUGUAGAGGGCGGUGCCAAACUAUGA
This is a messenger RNA of Alternaria burnsii, 2835 nucleotides long. RefSeq names its product acetyl-synthetase-like protein. The record is from RefSeq and is a predicted model, not a curated record. Gene Ontology annotation, molecular function: hydrolase activity; long-chain fatty acid-CoA ligase activity; long-chain fatty acid transmembrane transporter activity. Bases 1 to 2835 code for a protein of 944 amino acids. The transcript is spliced from 7 exons. NCBI's taxonomy places the organism in Eukaryota, Fungi, Ascomycota, Dothideomycetes, Pleosporales, Pleosporaceae.